CAACUUUUUGUUCAAUCAACAAAAAUUCAAAUUUCCUGUAUAUAAUUUCUGCUAACAAAAAAUUGAAGUAUCACCAAAAACUAAUUACGUAUUCGAUCAGGGAAGGUUUAAGAUAUAUAUCAAAGUAUUUAAUUGAAAGGGAUCAUACCAUUAUAUCGGGGUUUAUAAGAGUUCAAUAUAGAUGAGAGUACUAAGAAAUAUCACCAAUGGUCGAAUUAUACUGAUUUUCAUAGUGUUUCUAUGUUUCAUAGUGCCGUAUAUUGCAGCCUACCAACAAUAUUGUAAAUGUGAAUGUAAUUCAAAUUCAAUUAUCACAGCUAUAGAGAAAUGUGGUUUGUGUACGAAGGAUUUCUGUCUAGAACAAGAUAGUAAGAUAUGUGCUUCAAAAGAUGAUGGUGGUAAAGUAAGCGUUAUAGGUGAUUAUGAAGAUGAUGAGAGAUCGGAGGUGGAAAAUAAUAUUAUCAUUAGUUGUUUCCAAACUGAAUCUACUAAAGAUGCCUUUAUAAUAUAUUUAUUCCUUGCCAUUAUAGUUGGUUUAUUGGGUUAUUCCCUAUAUAAGACUUAUCUUUUCAGGCAAUUAUAA
Scheffersomyces coipomensis is the source of this 583-nucleotide messenger RNA. RefSeq lists its product as uncharacterized. The transcript has a single exon. NCBI's taxonomy places the organism in Eukaryota, Fungi, Ascomycota, Pichiomycetes, Serinales, Debaryomycetaceae. The record is from RefSeq and is a predicted model, not a curated record. The coding region runs from base 182 to 583 and encodes 133 amino acids.